Molecule: messenger RNA, 990 nt
Organism: Etheostoma spectabile (orangethroat darter)
Lineage: Eukaryota; Metazoa; Chordata; Actinopteri; Perciformes; Percidae
Exons: 3
Coding region: 1-990 (329 amino acids)
Molecular function (GO): nucleic acid binding
Source: RefSeq, a predicted model, not a curated record
AUGGUAGACAAUCAGAAGGGUGAUGCAACAAGAAAUUAUGGCCCUCAACCUGAUUUCCAUGGAUUGAGGGUCAGGGACGACGAGGGGGAAGGCCUCCUAUGUUCACAGAACAGCGAGAGGGACAUAGUAAACAUGGUUUUGGCCAACAAUGCUAUAACCCUCAAUCAGCUCCAAGCUAACAUUGUCAAUAACCACGUCGGUUUCAACAAUAUCCAUCAGGUCUCAACAUCAACACUGGCACGCAUCCUAAUAAAAAACCAUAUUCAAAUGAAGCAAAUUUAUCGAGUGCCUUUCGAGCGCAAUUCCGAAAGGGUGAAACGACUGCGGCAUGAUUAUGCAGAGAGAGUUUUACAAAUGGAUGGAGAGGAGAUCCAGCAUGAGUUCAUUUACGUAGAUGAGGCUGGGUUCAACCUGACGAGAACACGAAGGAGGGGAAGAAACAUCAUUGGCCACAGGGCUAUAGUCAAUGUCCCAGGGCAACGUGGGGGUAAUAGAACACUCUGUGCAGCCAUUACACAGAAUGGGGUCCUCCACCGCCAUGCCCAUAUGGGCCCUUACAACACAGCACUCAUACUUACAUUCUUGGACCAAUUGCACAACAUAACAGCAGCAGAUCAAAUCGAUCAUAUGCAAUACAUUGUUGUCUGGGACAAUGUCUCUUUUCACCGCUCUGCUCUGGUUCAGAACUGGUUUCAGCAACAUCCACAUUUCACCGUACAAUAUCUUCCACCAUACUCUCCAUUUCUCAACCCUAUAGAAGAGUUUUUCUCGGCAUGGCGGUGGAAGGUAUAUGAUCUCCGUCUCCAGGCUGAGGUACCCCUCAUCCAAGCCAUGGAGGAGGCCUGUGACCAGAUGGAGGUAGCAGCAAUACAAGGAUGGAUUCGUCAUUCAAGACGUUUCUUUCCAAGGUGUCUUGCUAAUGACAACAUUGCCUGCGAUGUUGAUGAAAUUCUCUGGCCAGAUCCAGCUAGGCGAAGAGACAAUGUCUAG